AUGUCGGUCAAACUCACAUUUGUCUCUCCUGGUGAUGGAGGUGGUAUCAGCAGGAGUUGUUCCUUCACUGGAUUCAGCACUGUGCAAAGCAGAAAAUUAGCAAAGUCUCUCAGCAGAAGUUCAGUGAGAUCAAGAAUGUCACUGAAAUCCCCCAAGGCUUAUAAUUCCCUGCAGAAGGGGGCGGUCAUCUGGGAUCCAAAGCCACUGCACGUGAAGAAAAUUUUUGAAGCUUUGAAGAAAGGACUUAAUGAAUGCUUAGAAGCACAUCAGGCUGAAUUGGAUUAUCUCUCUGGUCGACACAAAGAUACAAAAAGGAACUCCAGAUUGGCUUUCUACUAUGACCUGGAUAAGCAAAUCCGCUCUGUGGAGAGAUACAUCAGAAAACUGGAGUUUCACAUAAGCAAGGUAGAAGAACUCUAUGAAGCUUACUGUAUCCAGUGCAGACUACGAGAUGGGGCCACUAAUAUGAAACAUGCCUUUUCCUUGUCUCCUUCCACCAAAGCCUCCAGGGAGAGCCUAGUGGAGCUUUACAAGAACUUCCAAGAGUGCACAGAGGACAUGUGCUUUAUAGAAGGGGCACUGGAGGUCCAUUUGGGAGAGUUCCACUUGAAGAUGAAAGGGUUGGUGGGCUUUGCACGUCUCUGCCCGGGGGACCAAUAUGAGGUGUUUGUGCGACUGGGGCGCCAAAAAUGGAGGUUGAAAGGCAAGAUUGAGAGCGAUGACAGCCAAACAUGGGAUGAGGAAGAAAAGAUUUUUAUACCCAAUCUCCACGAGAAGUUUGAAAUCAAGGUAACAGAGCUGCGAGGACUGGCCACUAUUCUCGUUGGUGUUGUGACAUGCGACAACAUAAACUUCUUUACAACCAAGCCUCAGGCAAUCAUUGUGGAUAUAACUGAACUGGGCACCAUCAAGCUACAGCUGGAGGUCCUCUGGAACCCCUUCGACACAGAGAACCUGUUUUUGUCACCUGGAACCACUGCCAAGUUUUCUGUGGGUAGCAGGAAGAGCUCAUUAUACAACUGGACCCCACCAAAUACUCCCAGCUUCAGAGAGAAAUACUGCCUGUCUGUUUUGCAACAAAGGCAGAACCAAGGGGAUGUAAGUGAUGAAGCUCAGCCUCCCAGCAUAUUGAGCUACCUGGCUGCCUGUGAUUUUGAUGUACAUGGGAGGAGCAAGCCUCUCAACCCUGCAGAGACAAGCGAGGCAGACUCGUUCAGCUCUGAGGAUCAGAAAGGGACAGAAUCCAGAAAUACAAAUCCAGCCCUAGACCAUAGGACAUUGCCAUUGGUGAUUAUUCAAGAGACUUGUGCAGAAGAGCAACAGCAUCCUCUUCCAAGUCACACAACUCUAGAUAUCCUGAAGAAGACUCCGUGUGUGGAUGGAUUUCCAAAUAAACCAUUGAGUUUUCUGAAUCACCACAAAGGUGGUAGAGAUUCUUUCAACCAGACCAGAAAUCGCCGUCUGACAGAGCAAGAAGACAUUAGCCAGAAAAGCUUGAAUGCUGCAAAUGACCUAAAACCAGAUGGACGUACAAAGUCAAUUGAUAAGACUCUCCAAGAAGUGUUAAAUUUGCUGGAAUUACAUGAUGUGGGGCAAGCCCAACUGAAGAAAUUGGAACACCGGGUUUCAUCUCUGAGGGAUAAAUUAAAGCUAAAGACACUUCAUCACAAACAUUCAUCUAUGGAAAGUUUAAUGGUGGAGACAGUACUGGAAAGCUUUGACUUUUUAAACGCUGACUGUAGUGCUGAUGAGCUUUCAUUAUUUGGAAGCAUAAGAACAGCCAGUAUCAGCACAUACAAUGACAACACGCUUCGGUCCCUCAGCUGUGACAUGAGAACAGAAACAAGAGAUGUAACUACUGGUGAUGACAACUUAGACACGCUUUUGAUAACUCAUCUGAAGCUGUGCAAAGGUCUUUUGCAGAAACUGAGGUCACCAAAUGUAGCCCGGGUUGUCCAGGAGAGCAUUUUGGAAAAAGUAUCAGAGCAGACAGAAGUCCUGCGGGAUGUCUUGGACAUGUCUGUUGAAGAAAUUAUUCAAAAGGCUAAAAAGAAGAAGCACUAUCUGAAAAUCUGGAGUGAUCUUGCAGAGCCUGGCAGCUUCUUGUUUGCUUCAGCAGAAAGAUUCCGUCAUGCACUAAAAUACACAUCGAUGCUCAAAGUGAAGGAAAAAUACCCCGGUCAAUUAGAAGCAGUAUUGCAGAGGUUGCUAGAGCAGAUCAUCACCUGUGACGGGUUGCUCCCCUCUCUGUACCUCCAAACAGAACCAGUUACUUUAUUCCAAUUUUAUGGCUACCUGGAGAAACACCACAUUACCAGCCUGGAGAAACACCUGGGAAAGCUUGCUAAAGAAGUGAUGCUGACUGAGGAGCUGCAAUGCCCUGGGCGGCUGAAGACCCUUAAAAAAUUGCGAGGAAAGCGACUGAACAAACUCCAACCUCUACCACAGACUUUACGGCUACUUGGGAUUUUACAGCUAGACGACAACCACCGCGUCAGCAAAGCGGCCACAUCCUGCCUCUCCCGUGCAGCAGCAAGCAAGAACUUCAGGGAAAGGGCUGUCUUCUUUUACACUGAUGUUUUAGCUGACUGUGAUGCAAGACUUCAGCAAGCUGCAUGUUUGGCUCUUAAAAACCUCAGAGGUGUUGAGAGUAUUGAGCAGGUUGCCCACCUGUGCCAGUCCGAAACAGAGGAAGUNNGGAAUGCCGCCAGGGAAACGACGCUGUCCUUUGGUGAAAAGGGACGGCAAGCCUUUGAGAAAAUGGACAGGAUUUGCUGUGAAUUAAGAGAAACUGUGCAACAAGAGGCUGAAAUUGAAAUCACAGUAUUCUAG
Nipponia nippon (crested ibis) is the source of this 2832-nucleotide messenger RNA. The record is from RefSeq and is a predicted model, not a curated record. Lineage: Eukaryota; Metazoa; Chordata; Aves; Pelecaniformes; Threskiornithidae.